AACUUACUCUGUCCCUUCUAGCGUGGAAUUCGCAACAACGACCCUCAUUCAUCUUCCUCUAUAUAUUACUCCUCAGCUCUUAUAUUUAGACGCACACAAUCAUGCAGCUCUAGGGAAUCAAGAAAAUUAUUAUACCCUUUAAGAUGAAACCGUACCUACGUUCAAUAUUCCUAUUAUUCCUUAUCCUUCUCGACCAAUCCAUUUCGGCGAGUGCUUUUUUUAAUGGAUUGCUAAACAUUGAAAAGUGGCCCUUUAGCGAGAAAAGUUUGAAGUGGGGAAAGGUAGGGAAGGAGACGAUAGAUAGUAUCAAUGACUAUUUAAAAAAAGAGCUUGAGUCCCCUCCCGCACUACCGAAGCAAAUCAAUAUUGAAGUUGAAGGCCUGUCUGUCGUCAAGUAUUACUUAUCUGACUACGGCUACAUUGAAUCCUCUGGGCCAUUUAACAAUAUUUUCGACCAGGAAACAAUGUCAGCCAUUAAGACCUACCAGGAAUUUUCCAAUCUUCCAGUUACCGGCGUUCCGAACAAACAGCUUAAGCAGCAAAUGUUGUCCCUACGAUGCGGUGUCCCCGACGUUAACAUCGACUACAACUUCACCGACGACAACACUUCCUAUCCCAAAGCCGGACACCGCUGGUUCCCAAACAGAAACCUCACAUACGGUUUUCUUCCCAAAAACCAAAUCCCAGACAACAUGACUAAGGUGUUCAGAGAUUCCUUUGCCCGGUGGGCCCAAGCCUCGGGAACUUUGAGUCUCACGGAGACAACCUACGACAACGCCGACAUCCAGGUAGGGUUCUACAACUUCACUGCCUUGAGCAUUGAAGUGCAGGUGUAUGGUGGCAGCCUUAUAUUUUUGCAACCGGAUUCUAGUAAGAAAGGGGUGGUACUUAUGGACGGUAACAUGGGCUGGUUACUUCCAAGUGAAAACGCCUCACUGUCUAAAGAUGAUAGAGUUUUGGACUUGGAGACUGUGGCGAUGCACCAGAUAGGGCAUCUACUUGGACUUGAUCACUCUCCCAAAGAGGACUCUGUUAUGUAUCCUUACAUAUUGUCAUCACAGUCACAGCAACGAAAGGUGCAGCUUUCCGAUUCUGACAAGGCCAACAUUCACCUUCAGUUUGCUAACUCUGCAAGCCACGGUGGGUGCUUGGACGUGCUUUUAGUUACUACUUUCUCUCUUGGAUUUGCUUACUUACUGCUCCUUUUGUAUUAGUCGCUGCUCCUGUCCCACCUUGCUUUUGGACUUUUAUGAGCUUUUUAUAUUUCUGAUUGUUCAAUGUUUAUUGUAUGUGUUCCCCAACCCGUGGUGACUUUUCGGUUUAUUCAUGUGCCUGUUUCUUAUAGGCCUUUCGAUUUUAAUCUAAUGGCUCAUUUUUUUUUUC
This is a messenger RNA of Glycine soja, 1383 nucleotides long. Its product is annotated as metalloendoproteinase 5-MMP-like. The transcript has a single exon. Gene Ontology annotation, biological process: collagen catabolic process; proteolysis; extracellular matrix organization. The coding region runs from base 144 to 1214 and encodes 356 amino acids. Gene Ontology annotation, cellular component: extracellular matrix. Gene Ontology annotation, molecular function: metalloendopeptidase activity; zinc ion binding. Lineage: Eukaryota; Viridiplantae; Streptophyta; Magnoliopsida; Fabales; Fabaceae. The record is from RefSeq and is a predicted model, not a curated record.